Molecule: messenger RNA, 2549 nt
Organism: Mya arenaria
Lineage: Eukaryota; Metazoa; Mollusca; Bivalvia; Myida; Myidae
Exons: 9
Coding region: 140-1219 (359 amino acids)
Source: RefSeq, a predicted model, not a curated record
UGUACACUGAUGAUUAUACCGGAAGUUAAAGUAUGGAGUCCCACUUUAAAAUCAACUGCGUUGUCACUUGGUGUCAGCGUGAAUGCUGUAAGAGUCUGUCCAGAGAUAUACAAUUGUUUGAUCAUCAUUACUGCUGGAAAUGACUUUGCAACUAGUACCGGCCCUCGGGGGCAUGUCGGCGUUGUUGGCAGGACUACACGUGGAUCAGGAUGUCCAGAGUGCCGUCGUGCAAACGGUUUCUCGUGCGGAGUCAAGCGUCUCGAAGUACGAGAGCAUCAUGACCAGCGAGGGAGGCAGGAUCAUCACCGAGAAGGACCUACUUGUGGCCUCCUCGUGCCCCAGUGACGUCAGAGUACAGAAAAUGAUGACGUCAAUCGAGAAUGCGACCUCCUCUAUUGUGUUGAUAAGAGACGAUGUUAUCCAAAUACAGUCCUCGGUGCACGAGAAUAUCGAGCUGUGUAGAAAACGAACCCAAAGCCACAAACAAACCAUUGACGGGGAUACUGCGAAGAUGGAGACCCUUGCAACUCAAAUUUCAGGUACGGAGAGUGAAAUAUCGUCGUGUCAGACUGACAGUGCGACCUUCGAUGGUGACGCAGCAAGACUGGAUGCGAGGGCUGGGGAAAUUGAGCAUGCGGCGAGGAAAAAGAAAAAGAAAGGCAGAUGGGGUGCCGUGUUGGGCGGCGCCGGCAUCCUCCUAGCGCCAUUUACCGGUGGCUUAAGCCUGACGUUGACAGCGGUGGGGGCUGCGACGGCGGCUGUGAACCUGAACGAUGCCGGAAGUUGUAGGAACACCGCAAGGGAUCUUCGUUCGUCGGCAGAGCAACGUCGACGAGAUGCUGAAAAUCUGCGUACCAGGAAAGCUGGCCUUGAGACAGAGAAAUCAGAAGCCGAACUGGAGAUAACUACAAUCAAGUUGAAAAUUGACCAACUUGAGAAAGCCUCGACCUCUCUCCAAAAUAUGACAUCGGAGCUUUCAACGUUCGUCCUGGCCAUCGACAACACGCUUAAUGCAUUUCAGAACAUGGAGACGUGUUUCAAAGAGACGCUGCUACAGACCGAGUCGUUCACCAUCAUCCAGAACGCGUUCGCUAGGCAGCCAGAGAGGUUGGAGGGGACGGCCAACAAGUACCUGGCUGAUCUCAAGGCUAGAUGGGAGGCGCUUGAAGGGCUGCUGUUGAAGAGCGGCGCUAGACGACCCCUGGCUGUCCAGCAGUGACUCUGCUAUACAUGUAUACUGUGUUCAAAACACACACAUAAGCUUGUGGUGUAUUGUGGUCAGACAUUACUUUGUUGAGUUUAGUCUCAGCUAUAACUUUUAACCUUUAGAAUUUUUAGUGUUAUUAUAUACAUAUAUAUCGCUUCCCAUGGUUCAAUCCAAUAACGGCUGACUGCUGAUUGACUGAUAUAAAUGUAUUGAAGAACUUGGGAACUACUGCCUUCUCAUUGGACAACAUAUAAUGUUGACCACUAAGUUACAUUAUCAGUCAGCCGGUAUUGAUUUUAAUCAGGUAGAUCGAAUGAUUUAAACAGAUGCCUCGCCAGUAGACACAAUAUAACUUUGAAAAUAAGCGCCGAGCCUGAUCAUGUUUAAUCAUUCCCAUUCAUCAGAGGUUUGAUAAUACUAAUUGUAUGUGGUACGCAUAACAUCAUCACUCUGGUGAACGAGAAUGUGUUAGAUUUGAUAAAUGCUUAAAGUGGCACUCUUAUUCCAAAUCAAUACAUACACAUGUAUACCAAAGAUUCAUUUUGAGUGGUUAACCUUCAACUACUUACUAAAUAAUGCCUAUAUGUUAAAUUUUAAUAACUGAUAACAAGUUCAUAACAGUGUAUUUAAUAGCUGAAAACCCAAACAAAUUAAAUGAUUGGUGAAUGUUGAACGAUUAACUGUGAUCUACUAUCGUCUCAUAAGGUAGAAACACUGUGUUUUCUGCAUCUUUCUUUCAAAUCAAACGCAGUAUCCUUCAUAAGAACCAUUGUUUUCGACAUGUAUUAAUCCUCUUUGGUAAAUUAAAAAAAAAAGGUAAAUCUUAUUUGGAAGUAAUAGUGCAUCUUUAAUCUAGUCGGGUGAUAUUGUUAAAAUAUUAUGCAUAUUUGGAUGUGUUGCGUUUAAUUGCAACAUGUGUGCACAUUUGCAUCUCGGGUAAUUUUUUGACUUAUUUAUAUGGUAUAUGUUAACAUUGUUUUUUUGUAAUAAAAUGCCAUUAGUUUGUGUUAAAAAGAACAUUAGUCAUAAUGAUGAAGCUAAAAUUAUUCACGGAAGAUAUCGAUAUUUAUAUUUGAUAAAACUAUUCUAUUCACUAAGCGAUAUUAUAUUGCAGUAUUUUAAGAGAAAAAAAAAUGUCAUCCUGUCAGAAAAAAAUUUAAACUGCACGUAUUUGCUUUUUUUCAUUCAUAAAAAAUAAGAAUAAAGAAUGUGUUUAAAAGUAAUAACUUCCAGCUGAAAUAGGAGUGUGAUAGCUUUUAUAAUUUAAUGUAUUUGAUAUUUUAGCAUUCCAUUUUGAUAGCAUAUGAGACUCAAAGAAAGUCCAAAUAAAUAAAUAAACGUA